This is a messenger RNA of Rotaria sp. Silwood1, 1026 nucleotides long. NCBI's taxonomy places the organism in Eukaryota, Metazoa, Rotifera, Eurotatoria, Philodinida, Philodinidae. The record is from the annotation of a GenBank genome assembly.
AUGACAAGUCAAAGAAUACAUGAAUUGAUAUUACGUCAACCUCAUAUUCAUUAUUCAUCAAUUGUUGUCGAUGAAUCUAAUAUUUUCAUGGGAGGAGUUCAUCCUAGUACAGAAGAUUUGCCAUAUAAUUAUGUUUUUGCUGCGAAUCGCGAUGAACAAUCCAAUGAUCGAAUUACACAUCCAUCGGAUACUUUUAGUAAUAUGUCGAUCAAUCCUCCAAAUUGUGCAGCUAUUCAUUUGGAUUUCGAUUUGGGCUGGCAUAAUAUACCCGUAGGCAUUCAGGACACUCAACCGCACUCAAUGGUAAUGCCUAUUCGUAUUAAUACUUUUCACGAAGAUAUUAUUAUCAAUGAUGAGAAUGGUGCAGUUAAUGAAGAUGCAACAAAUUUAAAUGAGAUUGUUACUACUGAAGAUGUGAAUUUAACAAUAAAUCAUGAAUAUAAUAACCAAACGAUUGUGAGAGAAAGUACAGGAAUAGCAGCAACAGAUGAAUUAAUGGAUGAUGUCAAUUCAACUACUUCUGCUGAUGCUGCAGAUAAUAAUUAUUCAAAUAUUAAUAAUGAUGACGAGCAAAUGAUGGAAUAUGAUAAUACUGUUCAAACUGAACAAGAAGAGAAUUCCUACAGUGAUACUGAUGAGGAAGGUCAAGUAUUACCACGUUCAGAAAAUACUAAUCAUCAUACACUUCAAGAUGAUAUACAAUCAAAUAUACCAACAGCUAUUAUUCUUGCAUCAUCCGGCGCCACAACAACAUUAAUGAAUGGUAUUGAUAAUUUCUUUCUUUUUCUUUUUAGUGAUAAAAUAUUUGCAUUUUGUUUUCUGUUUCAUAAAGAUUCAUCUGAACAAGCAGAAGAUGUCGAACCUAUCCUAGGUGGACCCGUCGAUAAUAAUCAUCAUACAUUCGAGAAUCCUGAUCGUCUAUUGUCUAUUGAUGCUGAUGUAUCCCAAUUAAAUGCACGUACUCAUAAACAUAGUAAUCAAUUGGAUUCAACUACAAAUCCCGGUGAAGAACAACGUGCUUUAUAA